AGUUCAAAAUCACAUCUGAUAUUUUUGCAAUUUCCGAAGUGAACUUUCCAAGUGAAUAACCGCGUUUUUUCCCUGUAAUUCCUGACUUUAGUCGUAUCUCACCCAUCACCAUGUCUGCCAACCAACGUGUUGUUCAGGAGGAGCACAAGGUUUAUGCUGACGGAAGCGAGAAGCAUGUCGUUACCGAUGAAGUGAAGGACGGACGUUCCCUGGGCCAGAAGAUCGACGAUGCCAAGGCCGCCUUCAACACCACCGACAAGCUCCAGAAGCAGGAACAUGAGAAGCACGAGAUCCGUGACGGCAAGGAAGUGCACACCAAGAGCACGGAAGUGAAGGACGCCCGCAGCCUGGGCGAGAAGAUCGGGGAUGCCAAGGACGCCUUCGUGGGCAAGUAAAGCGCCCGGGCAUGGAAUUUCUCAUUCCUGUUUUUUGUUUUUUUUUAUUUCAAGCCAAAUUUGAUGGUUCGCUCUCUGUGCGGUGGUUUUGUGCUGAUUACUUCCGGUAGAGAAUUUCCUGCGCGACUCUUUUAACCCGCUUUGUGUUUUUGGUCUCAAUUCUUGUGGAAUUCCAGAUCAUUUCUAAUUUUUUUAAAAGGUUAUGUGAAUGUUCGGAAUGUCAGUUGAAGAGACGAAAAUUCCACUUUCUGGUGGAA
Paramacrobiotus metropolitanus is the source of this 652-nucleotide messenger RNA. RefSeq lists its product as uncharacterized. The record is from RefSeq and is a predicted model, not a curated record. The coding region runs from base 111 to 395 and encodes 94 amino acids. NCBI's taxonomy places the organism in Eukaryota, Metazoa, Tardigrada, Eutardigrada, Parachela, Macrobiotidae. The transcript has 2 exons.